AUUAAAGCCCCUCCGUGUGUUUUGGCUGCUCACGCCCCCCACCCUGCAGCCCUGCCUCCCCACUGCUGCCGGGGAGCCCCAUGGAUGUGGCUCUUCCACCUUUCCGUAUUAACUUCCCAUUUCUUCCGCCCGAGGGGGGUCUGCCCUGCCCGGCACACCUGGAGGGUGGGGUUGGGGGUACAUGUGGCAGCCAGCGCCGUGCUGGUCCGGGGGUCCGCCUUGGAGCGACCCUCCUGCGGUGUCAGAGUCACGCUGGAGCCACCCGUGCUCCUCAGCCCGGGAGGAAGGCUGGCUAUAAAAAGCCCGCGGGUUCGCCAUCCCAGCCUUUCUCCCAGCCCGGCCUGUGGGACAACCACACCGCUCAGGGCUGUAAUUUCCCAGGUUUAUAUUUAGCGGAGCAGGGGUAUAAAAGGGGUGCCGGCCGCGCUCCCCCGAGGCUGCCGGAGCCGCGGGUGCCCCUCUCCGUGGCCAUGGACACCUCGUAUCCGCGGGAGGAGCAGCCGCCCUCCAAGCGGGGCUCGCCCCCCGCCGCCCCCGCGCCCCGCGACCACCUCGUCUGGGCCAUCUUCAACACCCUCUACAUGAACUUCUGCUGCCUGGGCUUCGUGGCGCUCGCCUUCGCCGUCAAGGCUCGGGACAGGAAGGUGUCCGGGGAUGUGGAGGCUGCUCGGCACUUCAGCUCCAAGGCGCGGUGCUACAACGCCCUGGCCACGGCGGGCAGCGUGGUGCUGCCCCUCCUGCUCGGAGCCCUCAUUGUCACCGGCGUCAUCCACCUCUCCAAGCUGGCCCACGAGUCCGUCGGCUUCUUCACCUACCAGUUCAGCGGGGGCGACGACGAGGACCAGUGACGCAGGAUGAAGGGCUGGUGGAACCUCCUCUGCACCGCUGGUGGCCCCCCAAAAAGGCCACCGGCCCCUCCCUGCCACCCCGCUACCCAACCCCACUUUUUUUGUUCAUUCUGUGCGGUUUUUUCGCUUGUUAUCUCGUGUGAAGCCCCAGCUUCCGUGGUUGCUACUUAAAUCAUUAAAGGCUUCACACAGCGCGAGUUCCUGCGUGUGGAAAGGGGCAGGGAGUGCGGAACAGAAAACACAAAUAGGGAAUUUCGGCUCUGAUCCAGCUCCCGGCAGCCGGGAGACAUUUCCAUGGCCCUUAGGGCCACCUCUGGCCACCGGGACCCCCAGGACCGAGGAGGGGAGGAAGCAGAGAGGCUCCUGGGCUUCGCGGAGGCAGGAGGAAGCAAAUGGGGCAUCCCCUCCCCAUCCUAAAGAGGAGCUGAGACCUGCAAACUCAUUACAGCAACACAGACAUCCCCAGCCAGUCCCAGCCAGGACAGGGGGGGAGUUGGGAUGCACCCCCACUGCUCCCUGCUCUCUCUGCUUGGGCUGGAAAUGGCUCAUUUUGGGAGUAAAGACCCCUUUUUUGAGGAUAAACCCCCCUUAAUGGCAACUAUCCCUGGCUCAGAGCGGGGCUGUACCCCAGCCCCAUCCAAAUCCCAAUCCCGGUGCAAGUACACGGCGCUGGGAACAGCACGGUCCCUUUGUCGUGCCAAGAGUCGCCGCUAAUUAGCGGCUGGUGGCUCUGAUGAGGCCGGAGCAGGACCCAAGUAAUUACACGGCAGCGGGAGAGUCCCUGCUCCAGCCCUAAGCAUUCCCAGAUGCUUCGGGGCACGGAGCAGCCGCGGGGCUUUUUAUAAACCGGGCCGAGAUUCCUGGGGUUGGUUUGGCCAGGACAGACCCCUCGGGGCAGGGAACGCCUUCGGCAUUCCCUGCUCCCACCCAGGGCUGCUCUGCACGGCCCCCGGGGACACGGAGGGUGCGGAGGGGAGGAUGCUGAGAGUGAGGGGCUGGGGGCACCAUGCCCGCCCUGUGCAGGCACGGGAAUUCCUUGGGAUUUCUGGGACACCGAAAACGUCCUGGGCAAACCCACAGCAGCUCUUGGCUCGCCCCGAGGC
Messenger RNA from Prinia subflava (tawny-flanked prinia), 1951 nucleotides. RefSeq names its product interferon induced transmembrane protein 5 (gene IFITM5). Gene Ontology annotation, cellular component: plasma membrane. The coding region runs from base 81 to 848 and encodes 255 amino acids. The transcript is spliced from 2 exons. Lineage: Eukaryota; Metazoa; Chordata; Aves; Passeriformes; Cisticolidae. Gene Ontology annotation, biological process: bone mineralization; bone morphogenesis. The record is from RefSeq and is a predicted model, not a curated record.